Messenger RNA from Propithecus coquereli (Coquerel's sifaka), 1314 nucleotides. It is a transcript of the gene PNO1, whose product is annotated as partner of NOB1 homolog (S. cerevisiae). Gene Ontology annotation, molecular function: RNA binding. NCBI's taxonomy places the organism in Eukaryota, Metazoa, Chordata, Mammalia, Primates, Indriidae. Gene Ontology annotation, cellular component: nucleolus. The transcript has 7 exons. The record is from RefSeq and is a predicted model, not a curated record. The coding region runs from base 122 to 880 and encodes 252 amino acids.
GGAAGGGGGCGGAGCCCUGAGGUUGGUUGGCGAAACCCAGCUCCUGCGCGGCGCGCCUGCGCGGUGCAGCAGCGCACGUGUUGAAGCCGGAAGCGCCCGGCGGAGCUAGAGAUCUCUGAGGAUGGAAGGCGAGAUGGAGGCGCAGAGCGCUGGGGCCGAGGACGGCUUCACCCAGGUUACCCGCAAGGGUGGCCGGCGGGCGAAGAAACGACAGGCUGAUCAGCUGUCUGCAGCGGGGGAGGGCGUGGACGCGGGCCGCAUGGACACAGAGGAGGCUCGGCCGGCGAAGAGGCCCGUCUUCCCGCCCCUGUCCGGGGACGGGCUCCUGAGUGGGAAAGAAGAAACAAGGAAAAUUCCAGUCCCAGCGAACAGAUACACACCAUUAAAGGAAAACUGGAUGAAGAUAUUUACUCCUAUAGUAGAACAUUUGGGACUUCAGAUACGCUUUAACUUGAAAUCAAGGAAUGUAGAAAUCAGGACUUGUAAAGAAACCAAGGAUGUUAGUGCUCUGACAAAAGCAGCUGAUUUUGUGAAAGCCUUUAUUCUUGGGUUUCAGGUGGAGGAUGCACUUGCCCUCAUCAGGUUGGAUGAUCUCUUUCUAGAGUCUUUUGAAAUUACAGAUGUUAAGCCACUAAAGGGAGACCAUCUGUCGAGAGCAAUAGGAAGAAUUGCUGGUAAAGGAGGAAAAACUAAAUUCACCAUAGAGAAUGUGACGCGGACUCGGAUAGUUUUGGCUGAUGUGAAAGUUCACAUCCUUGGCUCUUUCCAAAACAUCAAGAUGGCAAGAACUGCCGUUUGCAACCUCAUCCUGGGAAAUCCUCCAUCAAAAGUUUAUGGCAAUAUUCGAGCUGUGGCUAGCAGAUCAGCAGACCGAUUCUGAUUUCAAAUCAGAGACUUUUUAUUUUGUCUUUGGACUCUAGGAAAAAGACCUUACACUCUACAACUCAUCACAAGAAACCAUGUGAAGAAUUUCAGUCAUUUUAAGCCUUGGUCACUUCUUCCAUUCUCUGCCAGAGCAUAAACAGAAAGGAAAGGUGUAGUAGUAUUCACACCUAACAGCUUUUAGGAGUAUUUAAAUAUCAAAGUCAAAUACCAUUAUUAUACUUACACAUUAGGUAUAAUUUAUAAUUUUUUUUCAUUUUAAAUUGUAUGUAGCAGAUCUGCAUAGUUUGUAAUCCUCUCAUUUGGAAGGAAACUUCUUGCUCAAACAGUUCUAUGUGAAUUUGUAAGUUUUUAUUUAUAAAUUUAUAAAAUGUUAUAAAUUUAUAAACAUUUCUUCUUUAUAAAUUGUAAUUAAAAGGAUCAUCUCAGAAA